This is a messenger RNA of Coffea eugenioides, 2557 nucleotides long. Its product is annotated as glucose-6-phosphate 1-dehydrogenase, chloroplastic-like. Bases 348 to 2135 code for a protein of 595 amino acids. The record is from RefSeq and is a predicted model, not a curated record. The transcript is spliced from 10 exons. Gene Ontology annotation, biological process: pentose-phosphate shunt, oxidative branch; glucose metabolic process. Gene Ontology annotation, molecular function: NADP binding; glucose-6-phosphate dehydrogenase activity. Lineage: Eukaryota; Viridiplantae; Streptophyta; Magnoliopsida; Gentianales; Rubiaceae. Gene Ontology annotation, cellular component: chloroplast stroma.
AUUAGAAAUAUACAACAGGGAGGGUCAAAGCAAGCAAAAACGAGGGGCUGACUGAGAACUGAAGCAGGGCAAAGCAGCCUUUCGGAGAUAUCAAGAGACUAAGCCCUCGACAUUUCCGAAGUUCUACUAACCCAUCUCCCCUUCCUUACUUUCCUUCUCUGUUAUUCUAUAAUCCUAAUUUUAGUAGUGGCCUUUCUCACUUCUUCAACUCUGUAAACCCCAUCUUUUUUCUUUAUCGUUUCUUCCACUUUCUUAAUACUUUGCUAGAUUUAUUCCAUUUAUUCAUAGUUAGAAAGAUACCUUCCUCUUCCUUCGAAAUAUUUCUGUGGUGAUAUAGAGUUGGAAAGAUGGCGACGCUGUCUUCAUCACCACAUUGUUCAUCAUCCCCUUAUUAUUCCAAUUCAUCGUCAAUUGUUUUUCAUCAUCAGAAAGUGGUGACUCUUUCUUCCAUUCGUCCCCAGAGCUUUGGUCCAGGAAGAUUUUCUUUACAAUCAAAGACAAAACCGAAUUCCAUUGUGGUCUGCAUGCAGGAUGGUGCCGCAGCAGCAACUAUUAGCCCCAUUGAAAAUGAAACUCCUCUAAAGAAGUUGACGGAUGGGUUGUUAAAUGUAGCCUCCCCGGAGGACCGCAAAGAGGCAGCUGCUUUUGAUAUCAAUAGAGAUAAAUCCACCGUCAGCGUCACCGUAGUUGGUGCCUCAGGAGACCUUGCCAAGAAGAAGAUAUUUCCUGCACUUUUUGCACUUUACUAUGAGGGUUGCCUCCCUGAGCAUUUCACUGUUUUUGGUUAUGCUCGGAGUAAGAUGACGGAUGCUGAACUUAGAACCAUGGUUAGCAAAACUCUUACUUGCAGGAUAGAUAAGAGAGAAAACUGUGGUGAAAAGAUGGAAGAGUUCCUAAACAGGUGUUUUUACCACUGUGGUCAGUAUGACUCCCAGGAACAUUUUGGAGAACUUGAUAAGAAACUCAAGGAACAGGAGGCUGGCAGAGUUUCUAAUCGACUUUUCUACUUGUCAAUUCCACCAAAUAUUUUUAUAGAUGCUGUAAAAUGUGCGAGCCUCUCUGCAUCUGCUGCAAAUGGCUGGACUAGGGUCAUUGUUGAGAAACCCUUUGGUCGUGAUUCUGAAUCUUCUGCUGCUUUGACAAAAGCUCUUAAGCAGUAUUUAGAGGAGGACCAGAUUUUUAGGAUAGAUCACUAUCUAGGAAAAGAGCUUGUAGAGAAUCUUUCUGUCCUCCGCUUUUCCAACCUCAUCUUUGAACCCUUGUGGUCAAGACAGUACAUAAGGAAUGUACAGUUGAUCUUCUCUGAAGAUUUUGGGACUGAAGGACGUGGAGGUUACUUUGACAGUUAUGGAAUUAUCAGAGAUAUAAUGCAAAAUCAUUUGCUUCAAAUACUGGCCCUCUUUGCAAUGGAAACACCUGUCAGUUUGGAUGCAGAAGAUAUUAGAAAUGAGAAGGUCAAAGUCUUGCGUUCCAUGAGGCCUUUAAAGCUUGAUGAUGUGGUCAUAGGACAGUACAAGAGUCACACAAAAGGAGUUGUUUCAUACCCAGCAUAUACUGAUGACAAGACUGUAUCCAAAGACAGCAGAACCCCAACAUUUGCUGCAGCUGCUCUUUUCAUAGAUAACUCAAGAUGGGAUGGGGUGCCUUUUCUGAUGAAAGCUGGGAAAGCUCUUCAUAAUCGGAGGGCUGAGAUAAGAGUGCAGUUUAGGCAUGUGCCGGGUAACUUGUACAAUCGAACCUUUGGGACAGAUCUUGACCAGGCCACAAAUGAGCUUGUUAUUCGUGUUCAGCCAGAUGAAGCUAUCUAUCUGAAGAUUAAUAACAAGGUCCCUGGUUUGGGAAUGAGGCUGGACCGCAGUCAUCUUAAUCUUCUAUAUGCUGCAAGGUACUCGAAGGAGAUUCCUGAUGCAUACGAGAGACUUCUUCUGGAUGCUAUAGAAGGUGAAAGGCGGCUUUUCAUCCGAAGUGAUGAACUAGACGCUGCUUGGUCUCUAUUUACUCCUGUAUUAAAAGAAAUUGAGGAGAGGAAAAUCACUCCGGAAUACUAUCCCUAUGGAAGUCGAGGUCCUGUUGGAGCUCAUUACCUUGCAGCCAGAUACAAUGUACGUUGGGGUGAUCUUGGUCUUGAGCAAUAAAAGGAGAGCGUAUAUAUAUUAUAUUUCGAGUCAAGAAGCUACAUUUGCAGUGGUGGGAGAGGAGCCAGUUGCUGGCGAAGGAAUUCCACCAACAAUGGCUUGGAGCUGAUUCUUCUCCUCUCCGUAGCAGUCAGUCGAAAACUUGUUUUUAUCAGUUUUGUUUUUUUAAUUGAAUUGUAUGCCUGUCAAUUCAUCUACUAUAAAUUUUUUUUUUUUUUUUUGUAAGUUCAAGGGAGACUCUUUUAAGUCUUAGAUGAAGAAAAGACGCGGGCUUGAGCCCUGGUUGACUAGUUAAUAUCUCUCAACUUGGCGAAAUGGACUGUUCAGGCUGCGUCUUUUGCCCGAAUAACAUGGGCCUGUACCAGAGUGCGAAAUUCAAGUGGGGAGUGCAACAAUGAAUGGCUUUGGUCUGAUUUCAAAAA